ACCUAUAAUAAAAAAGAAUAUAUGUCCCGCCUUACCACGUGGGACAGACCUCUGACCGCCGCUCCCGGGUCUUUCCCCAUCCCAACGGAACGCAGGCGGGUGAGAUUGGAGAGAUGAAGGAUGGAGUCCCAGAGGGAGCACAACUUCAGGGACCAGUUCAUCGAAAUCCGACUUACCACGCAAGGUACCGUAGGGGCCCUCCUCGCACACGACCUGCCCCAGCGGUUGGAGAGGCUGAAGAUAAAGAGAAUCAACAAGCGGCCAAUGGUCCAAACCAGCCACCUGCUCGCCGUGGAUACCGGCGCCCCUAUAACUAUCAGCGUCGCCCCCGUCCUCCGAAUGCUCCUGCACAAGAUGGCAAAGAGACCAAGGCAGGUGAAGCACCAUCUGAGAACCCUGCUCCAGCCCCCGAGCAGAGCAGUGUCGAGUAACAUCCGGCUCCCCAGGCACCUUCACCAUCAGCAGGUGACCUAAAGAAUUAAUGACCAUUCAAAAAAUAAAGCAAAAAGCAGACCGCAACCUUACCAACACCAAAGAAACGUCCAAGCAAUAAAGUGGAAGACGAAUAACCAAGACGUGGACAUUAGAACGCUCACUACUAUUCUUUACGAAGCAAACAGCUAUACAAGGAAAGCGUCAGCCAGUUUUUCCAGCAGCUGAGAUCCUGGGAAUGCCUGCACGCAACAA
Molecule: messenger RNA, 687 nt
Organism: Balaenoptera ricei (Rice's whale)
Lineage: Eukaryota; Metazoa; Chordata; Mammalia; Artiodactyla; Balaenopteridae
Product: Y-box-binding protein 3-like
Exons: 1
Coding region: 114-431 (105 amino acids)
Source: RefSeq, a predicted model, not a curated record